GGCAGCUAAUUUAAAAGCCACGUCCAAACCAAGCAAAUGAACAUGGAUACUGUUCAGAAGCUGAGUUGCUGGCUCCUUUUUGCCAGCAGCUUGAGGCAAGGUGACCUAUCAGGUACACACACACACACACACACACACCUGCAAUUUUAUACCUGACCUGGCCAGGCUGUCUGCAGGCUGUAAUAAGCAGCAGAGUGGAACCCUAACUGUGUUUUCUCCACCCUCACCUUCAAGCCCUGACACAGAACAACAUUAAAUCUCUUCUCACUGGUAGCACAACAGGUGCUCCAGUUACCAGUUUACACAUAUAAGAGCUUCAGUAGCCAGCAGUGGUUUCAGCGAUGGUCGAGGGGAAACCGUAUCGGUACGGGCUGAUAGUAGCAGGGCUGUGCAUGACCGCAGUCGGCCUGUUCAUCAUGACUCAGGAGCGACCGCACAUCUAUGGCACAAUGUGCGGUCUGGGCGUCAUCAUGGUGUGUCUCGGGACUGUGUGGAGCCUCUGCCAGUGCUAUCCCAAGGUUAUUUUGGCUCCUGGGAUUCAGGAAGAAAGCCUAGAAGAUCUAGAGUUUACUGCAGCUGCAGCAAAACAUGAGAGGCAUGCUGAGGCUCUGCCAGGUUUCUGUGGCCAAAAGUCAAGUAACAGCAGACUUCUCCCCGAGGCCCUUAAGAGCCAGUGUCACAGCUGUCCCACACUGCAGCUGGUCUGAGGCAGGGACACCAUCAUCAUGACACUCAGGACAGUGAUAAGAUCUCAUGAUGCUGUUUGAGUGUGUUUAUGUGUUUUUUUACAGCUAAUGUAAGUGUCUGUUUCUAUAUUAACAGUUUUGCAUCACUUUGUGUCAGUGUGAUGUGGUUAAUAAAGUCGAAUGUGUGUUGCAUGGUAGUUCCAGAAGAUGGCACUAUUUACUAUAUGAAAGGGAAAGGGAAUUUGUAUGUAAACCUGAGAGACAGUGAGAGACACACAUGUAUUUGUUAAAUAAGAGGACACUGCACUGACCUACAUUAACACCACUAAGACAAUUUUUUUGUAUAAAAAAAGACACUGUACUUCAGCAACUUAGUGUUGCACUUCCAUAGAGACUCGCAAGAGGCACAUUUAAAAAUGAACCAUAAAAAUGGGUGCAGUCGAUCUCUUGACUUUUAUUCUCUCCAGUAUGGCGUAUGAGUCAAGCUCUGAAAAUAGUGGAUCUUCCCAUAAUGCAAUUCUAUGCUAGUGUCUUAAUUUACAGGUCCAUGUCUUUCAAACUUAAAGGAGCUUUCUUGUAAACAGACCAAAGUUACAUUCACAUUCAGUGUUUGUCAUCAAAAUGCAUUGCGUGUAUCCUUGAGGCCUAACAAAACAUGCUGAAUGCAUUUUGUUCCUCAUAAAAUAUUUGGAAAUAUCCGUUGCUACAUUUGUUGUUGAUCAGCAGAAUAGCGUGAAACUGGUGGCAGGAAUAUGGAACGUGUUUCUUAUGUGCAUCCUCAUGCUCGUGCACCAUAUGAACAAAUCAGGGACCCACUUGUAAAAAAAACAUGGCUCUGCAGCACUACUAGUGGUCAAAAACUCCACAAGGCACCUUUAAUGGCACCAGUUUUUAACAGUUUUAAGCUUUCUGUUAUGAAUUUGUAGUCUCAUAUUAGAGGUGGCGAAAGUCACUCUGUAGAAGCACAUAACCCUAGUUUCUCUUACCUAUCACUAUCUGGUAAAGGUGUUUAGUGGCUUAAUGAGAACACCGCUAUCUCUUAAAGGUGGUUAAAAAUGCUGUCACACUACAACAUGUCCGGUUAGAAACACAAGAGGUUGCCAUUGAAGUUCGGAACGCUUUAUUUAUCACUGCCACCAUUAGCACACACUUUCAGUUGACGUUGGGAUGUGGUUGGCUUCUAUGAACGCAGACAACUUCGAGAGAGUUCAACAGGGGAGGUUUUAGGCUCUAUAAUCCUCUCUGGCGCACUGAGUCCGAUACUUUCUCUUGGAGCACAGUAACUAAUUGUGCUGCAUAGAAUAGCGGCAGCUGUGUAAUCCUAUUGGCUGCUGGCUGAGGUAGAGAGGUAGACAGUGUGGAGAGAGAGAUAGCCUGACCUGGGCGGCAAAACAGCCCAAGGCACAAAAUGCCCCAAAAUAUAUAUACAAAAAAAUACUGCAAAGCAGCAGAUGCUAUGGACUACAUCAGAAUGUAAAUGCUCACAACCUUGUAUCUCUGUCCUCUCUGAUAAUUUCUUCCAUGCUUAAGAUUUUUUACUUGAGCUGUAAGAUUGAAAAAUAUAGUUACAUAACUCCGGGAAUUCAGAAGUACACAAAAUUUACUUUCUCACUAUUUGUCUCUACAGUAAAAUUGUUGCUGUCAUAAUUUCCGCCAAUCAUCAAUGCCAGAAUCCCACUGGACAUGCACUGUAAAGGUCAGUGUAUGUGGGAUCAAAGUUCAAUUUAUUUGAAUAGUUUACCUUUAGAAAAUCAGUGUACUGUUGUAUGAGGCCCACUUUUAGUGAGAAAGCUCAAUCUAAGAUAACCCUGAUGACAUCAUCAGGGUUGUUUUCUCAGUCUUGACAAAGUUCCUCCAGAUCCACAGAGGACAUUAUGUAACUUAUUACACAGGCCAAGUUGUACUCCUCAUGAUGAGUAAACUCUCUCCAUGUGUAAAAUCAGUGGGGUGCACCUUUAAGUGCACUGUAGGAUUUAAUAAUCACUUAUUCUGUUAAAAAAAAAAAAAAA
Thunnus maccoyii (southern bluefin tuna) is the source of this 2695-nucleotide messenger RNA. It is a transcript of the gene bsnd, whose product is annotated as barttin CLCNK type accessory subunit beta. Lineage: Eukaryota; Metazoa; Chordata; Actinopteri; Scombriformes; Scombridae. Gene Ontology annotation, cellular component: basolateral plasma membrane. The coding region runs from base 342 to 707 and encodes 121 amino acids. Gene Ontology annotation, molecular function: chloride channel regulator activity. The record is from RefSeq and is a predicted model, not a curated record. The transcript is spliced from 3 exons. Gene Ontology annotation, biological process: chloride transport.